AAAGUAACCGAUCACGUAAAAAGCUGCGGCUAGUCUUUGCUAUAGGAGGGCAGAGUUCUUGAGUUUUUGGAACUCACGAACCGUGAAUGGCUGUGAGUGCACUGUAAAUAGGCGACUUUCGGUCAGUCCCUCGGCUCCUCCAGACUGAUUUGAUUGCGGACCUCACUUAAUUUUUCAGAUUUUUUUGAUUCCCAGUCAGCUCUACAGCCAAAAAGAUUCUUGAUGUAGUUUAUUUUGUUACAACUUUAUCAACACAAAAUGAACAACGAUAAGAAUAAUACCAACACAAACGCGUCUGAUAGUGAAAAAGGAAAGUGCAAAGAUCUAGCCAAGGAAUAUUUUUUCAUCAAACAGCACCAAGGGGGAUCAAGUGAAGUUAGAAUAGUUGAACAUGACAAGCUUUAUGUACCAGAAAAAGAAGAAUCGGUCGGUUCUAUAAUAAAAACAAAAGCUUGCACAUUACGUAAAGACUAUCAUCACCUGGAUUCCAACGAAAAAGCAAUCGUAUCACUUGGUUUGAAUUCGAUUCUCGACCUUAGCCAUACAUAUCCCGACGCACAGUCCACUCUUUUCAACAAUAGGCAAUGGUUGCAUCUUCAACGUACGAACAGGCCAAAGAAAUACGUCUCAGAAGAAUACGCAUAUAUUAGCAACAUAAUACAGCCCAUAUUUAAAGCGUAUAACCCAGCCAAGACUUCUGAUCAAAAUUGGACAGCUAUUUACAUUCAGGCUAAAAAGUUGGCUGAACAAAAUGAUCCCGAAAUCGACAUUAGCAAGAAAGAUAUUUCUUUUUGUAUACAUGUUAUGUUGCAGAUUCUGAUGGUAAUUAAGCAUGAAUCAGGUUUAUUUUCGGAUACUGUGGACUCUUCAGAAUGGGAUUAUAUUGUGAAGUUUUGGGGUCCGAUUACACAACGACUAUUUUACUUCAGUGGUUUACGCCUGAAAUGGGGGGAUACACAUUUGACCAUGCAUGACACGAUUGGCGAUAUAGUGCUCAAAGUUGAUCUUCGUAUUAUACAUGAAAGUAUAAAACAGAGAUACAACGUCGAGAAUGAAGUUGGAGUUGCUGAGGCAGCUGAAGAGAAUCCAGGAAAAGUCAAAUUUCAUUCCGAUCGAUGCAAGGUAUUGAUUGAAAGCAAAGCCAUUGUCGAUAGAUUUAUUUUGGAUGGCUGCAACAUUGACAAUGUUGAUUCCCUGCAAAUAUGUGGUAUGGAAAUUUAUUUUAUUAAACUUGAACUUCGAGACCAUGGUCUUUAUACUGGAACACAACAUUACCAUUCAGUGGUCGAUGCUUCAUUAAACUCACUUGAUAAAUAUAUGGAUCUUGCAAUGAAUCUAUUGUGUUUUAGAGAUAGAUGUAUCCAAAUCCACAAUAUUUAUGAAAAUCAUCUAGCAUCAUGCCGUGGUCAACAAAAGUCGGCGAAACGUUCAGCUCCUCGACCUAUUGAUGAUGAUAUCUCUUCCAAGCAAACUUGGAUUCGUGGUACAUGGAACCCUCCUCGUACAACAAAAACCCCACCGCCACCAGAACCAAGUAACCUUUGUUCUCAAGAACAAUAAAAAUUCGUAUAUUGGUAAGCUAUAGGAAAUAAAAAGAUAUGUAGUAUGAAACUGACUAUGUUGUAGUGUGGUCUACUUCCGGUUGAACAGAACAACUGAGUCUGCUUACGAGUGCUUUAGAAGUUGACUAAGCGGGCAGUAAUGACAGCAAAAAGUAAUCUUAUUCAUUUGGGUUGUGUGUGUUUUGCAUGGAGAACAAAAUAAAAAAAUAAACCAAAAGUGAUACUGUUAGAACUUGGAUACCACUUUAUUAUGGACGA
This is a messenger RNA of Mucor mucedo, 1820 nucleotides long. RefSeq lists its product as uncharacterized. Bases 259 to 1560 code for a protein of 433 amino acids. The record is from RefSeq and is a predicted model, not a curated record. Lineage: Eukaryota; Fungi; Mucoromycota; Mucoromycetes; Mucorales; Mucoraceae. The transcript has 3 exons.